CCUCAAACAUGGCGGCGGUUUCUACAGUCAAACUUGAAGGUGAUGCAUACACGGUCUGUUUGAUUCACGCUCUGUCUACUGAGAGAGAAGAAGUCAUGGGAUUACUUAUUGGAGAGGUUGAUAAUGGUGUUACACAUAUUUAUUCAGUUAUAAUGUUACAACGUCUUGACAAAAGAAAAGACAGAGUAGAAAUUUCACCAGAGCAGUUAUCAGAUGCCUCCAACCAGGCAGAAAGAUUAGGGCUACUAACAAGAUGUCACAGACCAAUGCGUGUUGUUGGUUGGUAUCACUCACACCCCCAUAUAACUGUUUGGCCAUCACAUGUAGACUUAAGUACACAAGCAAUGUAUCAAGUCAUGGAUGAGGGAUUUGUUGGACUGAUAUUCUCGUGCUUUAAUGACACAAAGUCAGAAUAUUGAUGCCAAUGACCUGAACUUAGAAAUGAAAAAAAAAACACAACACAGAGAGACAUUUAUUAUAUUUUUAUUAUAUUUUUAUUGAAAUUUAUAUAUUUCUAACAAAAAUGCUAAAAAAAACAUGAACACUUAGCUUGGGAUACCUUACAAAAAGUUUGUAAUUAUUUGUAGGGAACAUCUAUCUUGACUUGUAAACAAACGAAACAAACUCGCAAGCCCAUGUCCUGCAGAAACACCCUUUUAACGYCUAUGUAACCCAAUAAAUGUACCUACAAUCUUGGACAUAAAUACUUGACAAUUUUUCACUUGGUCAUUACAAAUACUGUAUCGUGUGC
Exaiptasia diaphana is the source of this 751-nucleotide messenger RNA. Its product is annotated as lys-63-specific deubiquitinase BRCC36-like. Gene Ontology annotation, cellular component: BRISC complex; BRCA1-A complex. Gene Ontology annotation, molecular function: polyubiquitin modification-dependent protein binding; metallopeptidase activity. Lineage: Eukaryota; Metazoa; Cnidaria; Anthozoa; Actiniaria; Aiptasiidae. The transcript is spliced from 5 exons. Gene Ontology annotation, biological process: double-strand break repair. The coding region runs from base 9 to 419 and encodes 136 amino acids. The record is from RefSeq and is a predicted model, not a curated record.